UAUCCCAUGCUUCACACCAGAGACUGAUAGUAUAAUUGAACCGAUAAUCGAUACACUUUAUCCUCCACUCAUCUUUCUCUUAUAGCAACCAAAAUUGCUAGAGCAGAAAAGAAAAUGGUAGCAUCAGGUUCUCCUGUUCAUGUCCUUCUUGUUUCUUUCCCUGCUCAAGGCCAUGUGAACCCUUUACUUAGACUUGGCAAACGUCUUGCUUCAAAGGGUUUGCUUGUCACUUUCGCUGCGCCUGAAAUUGUUGGAAAACAAAUGAGAAAUGCCAACAACAUAACCGAUCAUGAGUCUAUACCUGUUGGAGAUGGCUUUAUUCGAUUCGAAUUCUUCGAAGAAGGAUUGGAAGAAGAUGAUCCUAGACGCAAAGACCUUGAUCAAUACAUAGCUCAACUUGAACUUGUUGGCAAGCAAGUGAUUCCAGAAAUGAUCAGAAGAAACUCAGAAGAAGGCAGGCCAGUUUCUUGCUUAAUCAAUAACCCUUUUAUACCUUGGGUUUCUGAUGUAGCUGAAGAUCUUGGUCUUCCUUCUGCAAUGCUUUGGGUUCAAUCUUGUGGUUGUUUUUCUGCUUAUUAUCAUUACUAUCACGAUCUUGCUCCUUUCCCUAGUGAAGAAAACCCUGAAACAGAUGUUGAAUUGCCUUUUAUGCCUGUCUUGAAAUAUGAUGAGGUACCUAGUUUCUUGCAUCCUUCUACUCCUUUUCCGUUCUUGAGGAGAGCAAUUUUAGGUCAGUUCAAGAACCUUGAAAAACCUUUUUGUAUCUUAAUGGAAACAUUUCAAGAAUUAGAGCAUGAUUUGAUAGAGUACAUGUCCAAGUUUUGUCCUAUCAAGCCUGUGGGUCCUUUGUACAAAGAUCCCAAAGCUUUAAACUCUGAUGUCAAAGGCGAUUUCCUGAAAGCUGAUGAUUGCAUUGAAUGGCUAGAUACCAAGCCACCAUCAUCGGUUGUUUACGUUUCUUUCGGAAGUGUUGUGUAUUUUAAUCAAGAACAAUGGAUUGAAAUUGCAUAUGGGCUAUUGAAUUCUGAUGUUUCUUUCCUGUGGGUUAUGAAACCUCCAGCUAAAGAAUCCGUUUUCGAACCGGUUGUUUUGCCUGAUGAAUUCUUGGAGAAAGUAGCAGACAAGGGAAAAGUAGUACAAUGGAGUCCACAAGAGAAAGUAUUAGCUCAUCAAUCAAUUGCUUGCUUUGUAACACAUUGUGGCUGGAACUCAACAAUGGAAGCACUCUCCUCAGGAGUGCCAGUGGUCUGUUACCCUCAGUGGGGUGAUCAAGUAACUGAUGCUAAGUACUUGGUUGAUGUGUUUAAGGUUGGUGUUAGAAUGUGUCGUGGAAUGGCUGAAAACAAGUUGAUUACACGUGAUGAGAUGAAGAAAUGCUUGCUUGAGGCAACUGUAGGGCCUAAGGCGGCGGAGAUUAGGCAGAAUGCAUUAAAAUGGAAGGAAGCGGCGGAGGCAGCGGUGGCCGAAGGUGGUUCUUCGGACAUGAAUAUGCAAGGUUUUGUGGAUAAAAUUAAGAGGAUGAGAAAUGUUUAACGUCAAUAUGUAGCAAGUCAAGUGAAUAAUUAUCAUGCAUAUCGCGAUUAUAUUCAGACAUUUUCCUGUAAUUCACAAUGAAAUCAAAGUCUAACUUGGCUGUCUAGAUGCUUUGAUACACUUCUAGCCUGGUCCAGUACCAUACUAAUUUAGUUUA
Messenger RNA from Ricinus communis (castor bean), 1690 nucleotides. Its product is annotated as gallate 1-beta-glucosyltransferase 84A24. The record is from RefSeq and is a predicted model, not a curated record. The coding region runs from base 115 to 1533 and encodes 472 amino acids. Gene Ontology annotation, molecular function: UDP-glycosyltransferase activity. Lineage: Eukaryota; Viridiplantae; Streptophyta; Magnoliopsida; Malpighiales; Euphorbiaceae. The transcript has a single exon.